UUCCCCAGCCAUUACAGCAGUUCCGUGGAAGCCGAUAAAGACGUGUAUCUGUCCCUGCUGAGGAUGUACCUGUCCCCUCCGGACGCGCACUGCCUGGGGCCCAUCAAGAUGGAGCUGUCGGAACCACAGGCCAACCUCCAGGCCGCUCUGCAGGUCCUGGAGCUGCACCACAGCAAGUUGAACACCACCAAGGCCAUCAACUUGCUGCCAGCCAACACUCAGAUCCGCGAGAUUCGAGGCUUCUUGGAGAGUGUGCUUGAGGAGAAGGCUCAGAGGAAACGCUGCAACCAGGUGCUCAAGAUUCUCCUGCAGGCGGAGUUCCUCAGGGUGCAGGAAGAGCGCAUCUUCCACCAGCAAAUCAAAUGUGUCAUCACGGAGGAGAAGACGUGCAGAGUGUGCAAGAAGAAGAUAGGAACCAGUGCGUUUGCCAGAUAUCCCAACGGCGUGGUGGUGCACUACUUCUGCUGCAAAGACCGCAACGCAUGUCCCACCGAGUAACAUCCCAACACGUCCUCCUGUUUCACGAAAAACGAAGAAAUGAAAUAAAAAUUCAAUCCCCCAUCGCCACCCACCUGUGGAAACGCUCCUGGAAUUUCACGAGAAAUGUUCUCAAACCCUCAGAUGUUUUUUGGGGAGAACAUGGUGGCCUUUCCCUGCUGCCCCUCUCUUUUUUGUGGACAUUUGUAGCCGUACAACAAAAGGAAGAGUGAAAAUUGUGACUUAAACAGGACGCCACGGACAUGAUCGAGGACACUUGACUGUUAACAUCUUUUUCGGACUCAAGAUUGUACGCAAGGCGGUUUAUUGUCUGCUAGCAUGAAGAAUCGUGUUUUAAUUUUUUGGACCUGCUAAGAUAUUCAGCUUCAAUCACAACUGUACAUUUUUUACCCCUGUAAAGUGUUUGAAGGAAACCCAACGGCGGGAUCACUCUAGUGCAAUACUUUGAAGGGUGGACAAAGUUUAUUUAUUGCUUGGAGAGAGGUACUUGGAAUUUGAGUUACAAAUGUUUAAUUUUUGCAUUUCAGUGUGAUUGUUUAUUUAAAACAAACAAACAAAAACACACUGAUACUAAAACAAAACAAGCACUGAAUGUUUCAUUGAAUUGUCUGAACUGCCAUCGCCGCAUCCGACACGCCUACGGUAAAUGUUUGCACACGCACGUCCUGCUCCACUUUUGUAACUUCUUUUCAAAUGUGUUUGUCUGCCUUUAAUUCCUAAUAAAACAUUUUGCAGCAGGAUGCAGGAUGUUUGACUGUUAUCCUCCAGACUCAAUAAAGUAACAGAGCAAACCGA
Messenger RNA from Hippocampus comes (tiger tail seahorse), 1293 nucleotides. RefSeq names its product vam6/Vps39-like protein. The record is from RefSeq and is a predicted model, not a curated record. Bases 64 to 498 code for a protein of 144 amino acids. Lineage: Eukaryota; Metazoa; Chordata; Actinopteri; Syngnathiformes; Syngnathidae. The transcript is spliced from 5 exons. Gene Ontology annotation, biological process: endosomal vesicle fusion; vesicle-mediated transport; autophagy. Gene Ontology annotation, cellular component: cytoplasm; membrane.